AUUCCCGCUGAUAAGGAAUAGUACAUGUCCCCAAUCUUCGUUUAAAUAUUGGGAAAAUGAGUGGUUACUACUAUAACAAAAACAACCCGUUUGCUUUGAUUAUUGAUAAUAUUUUCGACAAGGGAAAUGAUGAUUCUUGUGAUAGCACUGUGGACUCUCUUGUUGGCAAACUCAGCGGCAGGGGGUUUCCUCUGGAAAUGUGCUCUUAUCGGGGAAUCUUACGAUAUUAGGCACACGAGAUGCACGUGCAUGGAAACCGGCUACUUUGAAUGUCAUAAAAUCUACAAGGCUGAAUUUACUUCUCGAAAAGAAGCCAUAUUACCGAGUUUGGCAAAGAUAUUGCGGAGGAGAUACAAUACACCGCCCCCAUUGACCACCUCAACUAAAGGUACCACCAACUCGCCACCACCGUACACCACCCAGACCCCUCCCAACCCACACACGACGGACGCCCCCACCUCGCCCGUCACACACGGAGCCGCCACGGUCAACCAUCACACCCGAUCCCCACCCCCACCCAAAGCUGUCCUCGGAUAAUGUCAAGUUGACGUCAAAAUGAAUAAAUAUUUCAUGAACAAGAAUAA
This is a messenger RNA of Magallana angulata, 584 nucleotides long. RefSeq lists its product as uncharacterized. The transcript has 3 exons. Bases 127 to 537 code for a protein of 136 amino acids. The record is from RefSeq and is a predicted model, not a curated record. NCBI's taxonomy places the organism in Eukaryota, Metazoa, Mollusca, Bivalvia, Ostreida, Ostreidae.